AUGAUUUUAAAUUUAAGUAAGAUUUUUGUAAAAGAAUUUUGUGAGAACUCUCAAUUAAAUUAAGUUGAGGUGAAUUACUUACUUUAAUAUUCAUGUAUUUACAAAAAGGGGACAGCAUUAUUUCAGGCUAUUAAAUACUUAGAGACCUUUUUGAUUAAUUUUUAAAUCCUCAUCAUUUUACUUGUUAACGGCAAAGAGGACACGAUUUUUUCACUGCCACCCAAUCCCUUAAACAAUUAUUGUGAAAGAAAUGCUAGCAAGAUUUUAGCUUUAUUAUUUUACUCUAUUUAUGAAUAAAUUCUUAGAGACAUAUAGCACAAGUGA
This is a messenger RNA of Tetrahymena thermophila SB210, 324 nucleotides long. RefSeq lists its product as hypothetical. The transcript has a single exon. NCBI's taxonomy places the organism in Eukaryota, Ciliophora, Oligohymenophorea, Hymenostomatida, Tetrahymenidae. The record is from RefSeq and is a predicted model, not a curated record.